Molecule: messenger RNA, 1341 nt
Organism: Capra hircus (goat)
Lineage: Eukaryota; Metazoa; Chordata; Mammalia; Artiodactyla; Bovidae
Gene: AP1S1
Product: adaptor related protein complex 1 sigma 1 subunit
Exons: 5
Coding region: 136-612 (158 amino acids)
Biological process (GO): vesicle-mediated transport; intracellular protein transport
Cellular component (GO): AP-1 adaptor complex; intracellular membrane-bounded organelle; membrane coat
Molecular function (GO): clathrin-cargo adaptor activity
Source: RefSeq, a predicted model, not a curated record
AUUGGUUCCCGGAGCCCUGGCGGACGGGGCGGGGCUUCAAGCGAGAGGGAGGGAAGGAGGCGAAAGGGUAAGAAAGGGAGUGGAGCUGGCGCCUACGGUGGCCGAAGAGGGACGCGCAGGGCCGGAGGCUGCAGGAUGAUGCGAUUCAUGCUGCUGUUCAGCCGGCAGGGGAAGCUGCGGCUGCAAAAAUGGUACCUGGCCACCUCAGACAAGGAGCGGAAGAAGAUGGUUCGGGAGCUUAUGCAGGUGGUUCUGGCUCGCAAGCCCAAGAUGUGCAGCUUCCUGGAGUGGAGGGACCUCAAAGUUGUCUACAAGAGAUACGCCAGCCUCUACUUCUGCUGUGCCAUCGAGGGCCAAGACAAUGAGCUCAUCACGCUGGAGCUGAUCCACCGAUACGUGGAGCUCCUGGACAAAUACUUUGGCAGCGUUUGCGAGCUGGACAUCAUCUUCAACUUUGAGAAGGCCUACUUCAUCUUGGAUGAGUUUCUGAUGGGGGGAGACGUCCAGGACACUUCCAAGAAGAGUGUGCUGAAGGCCAUCGAGCAGGCGGACCUACUGCAGGAGGAGGAUGAGUCGCCACGCAGUGUGCUGGAGGAGAUGGGUCUGGCAUAGCCCUCGCCCUGGGGCCGAGUGGAGAUGUGGGGAUCUGGUGGAGAGGUGGGGCAUUGGUGGCCCUUUUCCUCUUGGUGGGACCCAGCUGCGCCUGCUCUGCUGCCUCACCUUUUUCUGCAGUGAGCUGUGGGCUCAGGACCCUCAAGCAUUCCCUCCUUCUACCCCUACCUCCUGUUUCCCCUUUUCUCACUGAAGGUUUUAAGGAGCUAGGAGGCAGGAAAAUGUGACCAAGUCGGGGGUGCUAUUUGGCUUUCAUUCCCUGCCUUUGAAGAACCAGUGUCACCCCAAACUUCCCCCCAUCCUUAUAACUGUAAAUAUAUAAAUAUGUCAGGUUAAAGGGAAAAGGUUUUCAGGGCUCUUCUCUUCUCCCUGCCCCAUAACCUACCUCCAGCCCUCCCUGCAGCCAGCCGGGGGCGGCCUCUCUGCCUGGGAGGGGGACUUCUGUGUCUCCAGAGGGAAGUCCUUUUCCCUCAUCUGCCCCUCCCCUUCCUUCUUGGCUGCAGUGGGGCCUCUGUCCAGUGCCCGGGGAGGAACAGCAUAGUUAAUUUUUUUCUAACCUUGCUACUUUGAGGGAAGGGAGGGCUGGGGGGAGGGCAGGCUUUACAGGAGACUGGGCCCUGUCCCUCCUUCACUCUUAAAUUCUGGGUGAGGCAGGAGCUAAGGGGGUGGGGUGGGGAAAGUGUCUGAUUCUUUUUCCUUCUCUGAAAUAAAAGGAAAAGCAUUUCUGGA